AUGGAAAGUAACAAGGAACACGUUACACCAACUUCUUCCGUUACUACAAUGGAAAGUAACAAGGAACACGUUACACCAACUUCUUCCGUUACUACAAUGGAAAGUAACAAGGAACACGUUACAUCAACUUCUUCCGUUACUACAAUGGAAAGUAACAAGGAACACGUUACCUCAACUUCUUCCGUUACUGCAAUGGAAAGUAACAAGGAACACGUUACAUCAACUUCUUCCGUUACUGCAAUGGAAAGUAACAAAGAACACGUUACACCAACUUCUUCCGUUACUACAAUGGAAAGUAACAAAGAACACGUUACCUCAACUUCUUCCGUUACUGCAAUGGAAAGUAACAAGGAACACGUUACAUCAACUUCUUCCGUUACUGCAAUGGAAAGUAACAAAGAACACGUUACACCAACUUCUUCCGUUACUACAAUGGAAAGUAACAAGGAACACGUUCAAUAA
Limulus polyphemus (Atlantic horseshoe crab) is the source of this 462-nucleotide messenger RNA. RefSeq names its product chitinase 3-like. The transcript has a single exon. The coding region runs from base 1 to 462 and encodes 153 amino acids. NCBI's taxonomy places the organism in Eukaryota, Metazoa, Arthropoda, Merostomata, Xiphosura, Limulidae. The record is from RefSeq and is a predicted model, not a curated record.